AUGGGAGCCCCCGGGCAGGUCGAGGCGGUGUUGGCAGGCCUGUCAGCGCACCGACACCUGGACCGAGAGAACGCGCUCCUCGCGAUCGAAGAGGGACUCAAAGCAGGCCCAGAGGGCGCCAGCGACGUCGCUGCGCUGGCGGCGGGCAUCGCGCAGCUGCUUCAAGGCGACCGUUGGGAAAGCAAGCUCGGCGGCCUGCUGGCAGCCAAGCUGCUGCUGGAGCGGGUGCGGGAGCCGCCGGCCGGCUUUGAUGCGGCGAUGCAGUCUGAGGCGCUGCGGCUGCUGGAGGACCCGGAGGUCCGCGUGAGGCUGGCGGCCGGCGGCGUGCUGGGCGCGCUGUGCGGGCGGCGCGGCGUGGCGGCGUUCAGGGAGGCGCGGCGGCGCGUGCUGACCAGCAUCCUGGAGCAUUACGACCGGCCCGAGGAGGAGGAGGACAACCACCACGCGGGCGACGGCGGCGACCCCGACGCGGCCGGCAGCGCCGCCGGCCAGCGCAGCAGCGUCGCCCUCGGCGGCGGCGACAGCCCUAUGGCUUCGCGCGCCGGCAGCAGGGCGGGCAGCAGCCCGGACCUGCUGGGGGCGCUGCUGGCCGCGAGCUACAGGCCCACGCCGGUCGGGACGGGCGUGAUGCGGCACGGCACAGAGGGAUGGAAGUGCCUCGAGACCAGCAUGCGGGCGCUGCAGGCGAUGAUGGACAGCGCUGGGCCGGGGGUCAGGCCGGAGCUGGAUGAGGAGCUGAGGGAGCUGCUCUACAGGGCGGUGUACCACCCCAACCGCUUUGUGCGGGAGACGGCACACUUCACGCUCAAGUCGCUGUGCGAGGCGCUGCCAGGGGAGGAGCUGGCGGAGACUGUGGGGCCGCGGCUGGCGGGGCGACUUGCAGAUGGCCUCAGCGACAACUGGAGCCAGGUCCGCUACGCCGCCUGCGUCGCGGCGCGCGCGUUCAUGACGCGCCUGCCGCCCGCGGCUGCGUCUGCCUUCUACCCCGCGCUGCUGCCGGCAAUGUGCCUCAACCGAUACUACGUGGCCGAGGGCGUGCGGCUGUACGCCCAGGAGUCGUGGCGGCGCGUGGUGGGAGAGAGGGGGCGCGGGCUGGUGGCGCAGCACAUCGACGACGUGGUGUCGUACUACAUAGCCCAGUCCAAAGCCAACAACCAUGCAGUCCGGGAGUCCGCGUGCGCCUGCAUGGCGGAGCUGAUGGAGAAGGUUGACAAGGCGGCGGUGGCGCCCCACGUGCCGGCGCUGCUGCGGGCGCUGAUCACGUGCUUCAAGGACAUGAGCUGGCCGGUGCGGGACGCGGCGUGCGUGGCGUGCGGACGAGCGGCGGUGGUCGCCAGGUGCCACCCGCUGCGUCCCGACACGUGGCGGGCGGCGCCACCGCCGCGAGCGGCGCGCUCUUCGCUGUGCGUGGCAGCAUACCCCCAGGAGGCGCGCCCCGUGCUGCCGGAGCUGUUUUCCCUCUGGUCAGACCACGUGUGGGACAACAUCCCCACGGUCCGCGAGGACACGGCCGCGGCGCUGGGCCGCGCGGUGGGCGCGUACGGCGACGAGGGGGCGGCCUUCGUGGUCGCGGUGCUGAAGGAGCUGCUGCCAAAGGCGUUCAGCCAGGGGCCCGAGUCCCAAAAGUACUCCGGCCUCGAGAACACCACCACCUUCGGCGUCGCCGCCCGCCGCGCGCGCGACAACGACCCGGCGGUCCACACCGGCCAGGACAUGUUCAGCUGCGGCAGCCUGGUGGCGCGGUUCAGCACGAGCCACCUGGUUAAGAGCGACGGCUGCAACGACUACGGAUUCGCGCGGGACAAGCAGCCCUGGGAGGCGUCUGAUGGCGCAGUCCACCUCCUGAAGGAGCUCUCGGCAGUCCGCCCGGCCCUGGUCCCCGAGUUCAUGCCCACCUUGGCAGAUCUAUCCCGCCUCUCCACCUUCCAGCACGCCUUCAACAUGCACGAGACGAUCUGGAGGGCCCUCCCCCAGAUCGCGCGCAACCUCGGAUCCAAGGAGUUCAAGCGGCACCUGGAGGCGUUCCUCGCGCCUGCGUUCGCGGACCUGCGGUGCGGCCACCAGCUGUCCGAGGUUGCGGCGGGGCGGUGCAUCGCGGAGCUGCGGGACCUGCUGGGGCCGAGGAUUUUUGCGGGGCGCCUCGACGAGCAGCAGCGCGCGGCGAUGGAGUCGGACGCAAACAUCCCGCCGCCCGCGCCCGGCGGCCUGGCCGCGGCGAGCAUGGCGGGGCAGCUGCAGCAGCAGCCGGCGCCGGGCGCGGCCGGCGGCGCGGCGCCGUGGCUGCGGGCCGGCGGGGGGCAGCAGCAGCCGGGGGGGCUGGGUGUGACGAAGGCCCCCUGGGCGCAGGCUGGCACGGACGCGCAGUGA
Molecule: messenger RNA, 2367 nt
Organism: Monoraphidium neglectum
Lineage: Eukaryota; Viridiplantae; Chlorophyta; Chlorophyceae; Sphaeropleales; Selenastraceae
Exons: 12
Coding region: 1-2367 (788 amino acids)
Source: RefSeq, a predicted model, not a curated record